Phycodurus eques (leafy seadragon) is the source of this 4514-nucleotide messenger RNA. RefSeq names its product glypican 3 (gene gpc3). Gene Ontology annotation, cellular component: extracellular region; cell surface; plasma membrane. Gene Ontology annotation, biological process: positive regulation of canonical Wnt signaling pathway; cell migration; regulation of protein localization to membrane. The record is from RefSeq and is a predicted model, not a curated record. Lineage: Eukaryota; Metazoa; Chordata; Actinopteri; Syngnathiformes; Syngnathidae. Bases 219 to 1964 code for a protein of 581 amino acids. The transcript is spliced from 8 exons.
ACUGGAGGAGAUCACAACUUGUCAGCGGAGGUUCUUGCUUGGUUGCCGUCGGAGCACGACCCGCAGAAGGAUGCUAAAUUGACCCACAAGAUCGCGAGUCAUCAAACCGAGGCUAAAAAAACAAAACGGAUCCAACUUCAAACUUUGAAUGCUUUCAUAUCAUUUUAAAGACUGACUUUUAAAUUUUUGCUAUUGCAGUUGGGUUUUGCUUGCCAGCCAUGCUCAGAUUAAGAGCGACCCGUGCCCUUCUUCUGUGCGCUUUCCUCCGGUUGCUCUCCGGGAUCGGCGGACAGGCGCCGAACUGCCAGGAGGUUCGUGCUGUGUUUCAGACUCUGCACCCGGGAUCCAAGUGGGUGCCCGAAACUGCCGUGUCAGGUUCUGAUCUGCAGGUUUGCCAAACCAAAGGUCUUGCCUGCUGUUCCAAAAAGAUGGAGGAGCGAUAUCAGGUAGAUGCUCGCAACAACAUGGAGUCCAGCCUGCAAGUUGUCAGUACUCAACUCAAACGUAUCAUCAUCCAGAACGCUGCCAUUUUCCAAGAGGCCUUUGACUUGGUGCUGCGUCAUGGUCGGAAUGCUACCUUAUCCAUGCUCAAGUCGGAGUUCCCCGCUCUUGGAGGUGGGGCACAGAGCUCUGUCGGGCAGCUCUUCCUGGACAUGUCGCUUUACAUUCUGGGCUCAGACUCCACAGUGGAUCACAUGGUGGCAGUGAUCUAUGGCCGCCUCUUUCACAUGACAUAUCGCCGCCUGCUUGGGGGCAGCGGGUCUGUGUCUGAGGAGUGUGUGAGAAAGGCCUGGAAGGACUCAGUAGCCUUUGGACCUUAUCCCAAACUGAUGAUGACACGUCUCUCCCGCUCCCUCCUUGCGACGCGAGUAUUUCUUCAGGCGUUGAACCUGGGCAUCGAGGUUGUUAAUACCACUGACCACCUGCGACCCAGUCGGGACUGCGGCCGAGCCUUGAUGAGACUGUGGUACUGCCCCCACUGCCAGGGCUUGCUGGGGCCGCCAGUCUGUCGAGGUUUCUGCCAAACGGUGAUGCACGGCUGCCUGGGGGGAGCGGCCGAGGUGCAGCCUCAUUGGAAGACCUACGUGGACGGCUUGGGGAAGUUGGCGGCGGCCAUGAGCGGCGAGCGGGACAUGGAGGCCGUUGUCCUCAGACUGCCGGCUAUGAUCAAACUGGCUCUUAAACACGCAGUAAAUUCUCGCAACCGUCUCAGUAGCGUGGUGAACGGGAUGUGUGGACAAUCCCCACAGAGGUCCACCCGCUCUGCCGUAUCCCCUCUUUUCCAGCAUCCCGCUGCCUCUGUGGCCCGCAACACUCGGCCAUCACCCUCAGAUCCUGAUGAGACCUUAGGGGGGCUCCGCAGGGAGUUCAUUUCCAAUCUGAGGGAAUUCAGCUCCUUCUACAGUGGUCUCGGGGAGUCUCUGUGCAGCCGAGAGCCCGCUCCAGCAAACCACUCUCUCUGCUGGAAUGGGCAAGAAAUGACAGACAGGUUUUUGGGGCCCAGUCUGAAGCGAUCACACUCAGGUUCUGAAUCCCGAAGCAACAAGCCCCUUGAGCCUGUCAUCAGUCAGAUGAUUGACAAACUCAAGCACAUCAACCAGUUGCUGCGGCAUGUAACGGUAUCCGAAAAGCGCUGGAGAGCCCGGACACGUGCAGGUGGGGUGGAUGGAUGGAGCGAUGAAGGCGACGAGGGAUUUCAGAGCGGUGACUGUGACGAUGAGGACGAGUGCGCUGGCGUGUCUGGCUUGGGACCACCACCACGACGCAAACGGUUACGUGUCUUUGCAGACCUCGCAGAUAACCUGGCAAUGGAAGACUUCACCUUCCAGGAGCAGCUUUUGACCCCUCGGUUGGCCACAGCUGGGGUUGGAGACAUCCCUUCACCUGGGACUGCACUGCAGAGCGUCUACCUGGUCAUGACAGUCCCUGUCACUCUGUGUUUCCUUCUUGUGUGCCAGCACUGACCGUCUGCCAUGUGCACACAAUGCAAACUAUGUAGAACAAGAAAAACUCUUUUAAACUUAUUGUUCCAGAGGCAUGGUUCAGAGACGAUCUAACAAAGCAGACAAUGCUCCAUUCUCUUCAACUUUGGAUAGUUUUUUUUUAAGCACACCUGAUAAACUUAUGAUAUUAUGUAAAUAAGAAACGGAUUUUUUCUGCCUGUCCCGUGAUUACCAAAUGAGAGUCAUGCAGCAUCCGCACUCUGUUUUUGACGUCUAAGCCGCCCUUAUUACUGAGCAUUGUCACUGAUUGGCAAGUGGAGAUGAGAAGUCUGGGGACCUUUUUAAAAUGCUCCCUGUCCUUGUGUCCACUGAAUUACUGCGUUGCAGGCACUAGAUGUUACCCAUGGAAGUGAAUGACCCUGUGUCUUGACAGGUAAAACCCCACUUAUAUUACUGUGUAAUGACACACUGUUAUCAAAUGCCAUAAAAAUGUCUCAUAUAUUUCUCUCUUGUUGUUUAUGUCCUAGAGAUAGCCAAAUAAUUUCAGACUGGUUGCUCUUACUGGCCCGUUAAAAGAGAGUCAAGGCCUGACAUUAUAUGUACAGUAUGUCUCCUGCAACAAACAGUGCUGUGUAAGUUUCUCUUUGUUGGUUCCAUGUUUACAAAAUAUGUUCAUUUUCUAUAUUAACAUAUUUCAUACUGUAGGCUACAAUUUGACUGUAAAACACCAAUAAAAAAUAUAUAUUAACGGUAUUUAAUAUCCUGUGUUAAGAUGUAAUUGUACAUAAAUAUUUACAUGUGUAAUAUGUGUGAACAUUAAUUACCUCCACCAAGCACAAAGUGCAAGAGGGGAGGUCAUUUUUUUUAAAUGACUUUUUGGCUGUAGAUUUUGGUAUAUCGACUUGGAUGUUUGUUGAUGGGUAAAUGUUCUUAUCCCCAUUUAAUUUUGCUGACAAUUUACACAUUGACGACGUAAAUAAUUAUAACCAUUUAAAAUAUCCCUAUUGUUUACAAAAGACUAACCUUUCAAAAUUGAUAUUCAAAUUUUGUCACAUCUGAACAGUCAUGGGUAAGGUGCCCUGGGCCUUCAAGAGAUACACGUUUCCUGUUACACUGAAGUAGAAACGUAGACAUAUAUUGCUGGCGUCAGGCAGAAUCCUUGUGAAGGAAUUUCCAAAACCAUUACUUUCCAGGAAACAAAUACAGAAACACACAUUUGUUGAGCCAUUAACACUGUAUCAUCAAAGAGACCAAGCCAUUGUCAACACUUGAUUAGUCGAUAAUUUGUAAAAAAUAAAUAAAUAAAUAAAUAAUUUAAAAAAUGGCAGACCCACAUCGGUAUUGACCAAUCUUAUAAAUUUUUGAAAAAAAUACGACAUUGACCAAAGUUGGACAUAAGAGGUUUUGGGCUGACGCCAGCAAAUGUAGUACUUAUGUCUUGAGCGCUGAAUCGCACCAAACUAGGUUAUGUAUUUUUUAGUGUUUUCAAAAAAGUGUUUACAGCUACCAAUGUAUGUAACACUUUUACUGUGAAAAUAAAUAUUAAUAUUCAACAUUUUUCUGCCUGUAGAUGUGAAUGUGAUGUGUGGGUUCUCUGAAUAAAUAGCAGACGUUUAUAUUUAACUGAUUCUGAUUAAUAAUUUUGUAUUCACUGAUUUAUACUAAUUUAACAACUAAUAAUGGUAAUAACAAGAGAACAUUAUUUCUUUGUUAUUCAUUGAUAGUAUUUAUUAAGUCAAAAAAUUCUGACAUUAUUAUGAUGGCCACUUACAGUCAAAGAAAUUGUUCAAUUUUACCUGUGAAUGGUAAACCCAUGAGAUCGGGUUUUGACUGUAAAAUGCUUGGUACAUCUCCAAGGAGCACAUCAAUGAGGCAUCUUCUCCGAUCACUCCAAUUUUCCACAGCCAAUAUGGCGGCGCCAUCAACAUCAACGUACGAUUUAGCGCUCAAUAAGGUGUCUACGCAUUUGUACGUAUGUUGAAAGCAAUGAACGUCCUUGAUGUCAUCAGCAGCACUGGUACUGGAGUGGAGUACCCUGCUAAUGUCAGCACAACAUAGCAAAAUGUGAGCACAAGAGUCUUAGCUAUUCACUUUCACUUGCCGCAGCUGUUUUAUGCACUCUCUGAACAACUGUUUCCAGUGUAUGUUUCGUAUAUAAAUAUUUUUAGUUGAAUGUUUUUUUUUAAAUUGAAAGCCUUGGUUAGAUUUCUUUUUUUUUGGUAUUAAAUAUGGAAUCCAGCUGCCUCCAGCCGUCUUUCAAAUGUGUGAAGACUUGCACUAUAAAAUUGCUGGCACACAAAUGACUUCAGAAUGCAUGGACUAGACUGACAACACCUAACAAAAGUGGUUCUCGUUCAUGUCAGCACGCAGUAAGUCAGUGAGCUGCAACUAAAAGUUGCAUCACUAUCGUGUGUUUGACUUUAGAGACUGUGUCUAAACGGUUUCUACACUUCUACAUUAAUCUGCAUUUUGAAACACGAAUGGGGAAAAGUGCCAUUUAAUUUCAAUGAAUGUAUUUAAAAUGAAUAAUGAAUGAUUUAACAUGUAUGUACAUGUAUGUCUAAUGUGAAU